AUGGAGGAGCAGAAGACUCUUUCUAAUCGGGGUGCAUUGGUGAUCCGGGUUUCGAACAUACCAUCCCAAGGUAAGCUUCGUACAACUCCCUUUGACACGUUUUGGAUAUAUGGUCAACAGCCCCACUCUAACACUGUCACUUACAAACAAAUAGCGGAAAAGCACGAAGUAAAAGCUGCGAUAGCUCGAGUUUACCAUCGCGGGAUCCGUGAAAGGGCUCGUCAAGUGCAACCAGAAGAUCCGUCUGACGAGUCUGAAGGGCCAUGGCUUAUGAACUUUAGACUUGAUCUUAGAGAAACACACGACCACACACCCCGUCCAAGUACCCUUCCACCCGGACUGGAACAACAAAAAAGAUACCGAGUACCAGACCCUUAA
Messenger RNA from Acaulospora colombiana, 378 nucleotides. Lineage: Eukaryota; Fungi; Glomeromycota; Glomeromycetes; Diversisporales; Acaulosporaceae. The record is from the annotation of a GenBank genome assembly.